GCAAAGCCACCUCUCAGAGAACAUACUUUGCGUAUAGUUGCUGAGCAUCAAUGGUGCUUCAAAUCGAACAGGAGAAAAGAUUAUCGUUCAAUCGCUCCAUCAAAGAUGGAGAUUUGGUUAUCGUGUACGAACGGCACGACGUGAUGAAAGCCGUGAAGGUUUCGGAGAACGGGGUGUUCCACAAUCGUUUCGGGGCGUUCAAGCAUUCGGAUUGGAUCGGAAAGCCUUUCGGAUCCAAGGUUUUCAGCCUAAAAGGCCGGUUUGUAUAUCUCUUGGCCCCAACGCCGGAGCUAUGGACUCUUGUUCUGAGUCACAGAACUCAGAUUCUUUACAUUGCUGAUAUCAGUUUUGUAGUUAUGUACUUGGAGAUCGUUCCGGGCUGUUUGGUUCUCGAAUCCGGUACAGGCAGCGGAUCCUUGACCACCUCGCUUGCUCGCGCUGUUGCUCCCACAGGACAUGUUUACACAUUUGAUUUCCAUGAACAGAGGGCUGCCUCUGCUAGAGAGGAUUUUGAGAGGACGGGUUUAAAUGGUCUGGUCACAGUAGGGGUAAGAGACAUACAAGGUGAGGGGUUCCCUGAGGAAUUUUGUGGGAGGGCAGAUUCGGUAUUUCUAGACCUCCCUCAGCCUUGGCUUGCCAUACCUUCGGUUGGAAAGAUGUUGAAAGAAGACGGUGUCAUCUGCUCUUUCUCACCCUGCAUUGAGCAAGUACAGCGGUCUUGUGAAGCACUGAGAUCUUGUUUUACUGAUAUAAGAACAUUUGAAGUUCUCCUCCGCACCUAUGAAGUUCGGCAAAGAAUACUAGAGAGCCAUCCAAGCAAGGAUGGAGAUUCUGUUGAUUAUCAACCAUGCAAGAGGAGGCUGGGCUGUGAAGAGAGUGAGAGAAUAGAAUGUUCUGCUUCUCCCAGUGUGAUGAUAAGGCCUUGUACUGAGGCAAGAGGUCAUACUGGCUACUUGACAUUUGCUAGACUCAAAUGUGUGGUAUAGAAGUAAUACAACUGUUUUGUAAAAGGAAUGGUUACAUUGUAUUAUAAUCAUGUUGAGUGAUACUUCAUUCCCAUAUUGAGUUUAAGGGUUCUGUGAGUUCUUUUGAAUGGUAAAAUGAUCAAUAUUAGUGCUGAAAUUACAAGGUG
This is a messenger RNA of Ipomoea triloba (trilobed morning glory), 1132 nucleotides long. RefSeq names its product tRNA (adenine(58)-N(1))-methyltransferase catalytic subunit TRMT61A. Gene Ontology annotation, cellular component: nucleus; tRNA (m1A) methyltransferase complex. The record is from RefSeq and is a predicted model, not a curated record. The transcript is spliced from 3 exons. NCBI's taxonomy places the organism in Eukaryota, Viridiplantae, Streptophyta, Magnoliopsida, Solanales, Convolvulaceae. Bases 51 to 986 code for a protein of 311 amino acids. Gene Ontology annotation, biological process: tRNA methylation.